This is a messenger RNA of Dovyalis caffra, 318 nucleotides long. The record is from the annotation of a GenBank genome assembly. NCBI's taxonomy places the organism in Eukaryota, Viridiplantae, Streptophyta, Magnoliopsida, Malpighiales, Salicaceae.
AUGAGUGGCAAAGCAGAGAGAACCUUCGCUUUGGUUGAGCCAACAAAUUUCUUGACCAUGUCAAUUAUUAAUGGGAUCAUUAACAUGCUUCGGUCACCCAAAACAUACCAUCCGCUCGUUGGAAAUCCAUCAUCAAUGUCUAAAGGUCUCGAUGUUAAAAAAUGGAAGGAGAAAAGCCCAAUGGAGUUGAGAAUUUGUGGAGUUAAAAAGAAAGAAAGAAAGGAAUAUAUAUUAAUACCAAUGCCAGGGUCAGUGUCGCUGAUGAUCUUCUUUGGUUCUGGUGCCAUGGAGGUACGGUUGGUAGGGCAGGUGAGGUGA